Messenger RNA from Scutellospora calospora, 847 nucleotides. The record is from the annotation of a GenBank genome assembly. Lineage: Eukaryota; Fungi; Glomeromycota; Glomeromycetes; Diversisporales; Gigasporaceae.
AUGAAUAAUCCUCUCAUUGGUGGACCACAAACGUCCGGAAUCGGUGUGCCUACAAGUCCAUAUGCUUUAGAUAGAGCUAGACGUCAACAAUCUCAAUUACAACCUUCACCUGCGCUUCCACCUCAACCAUCAAAUGGUAGUGGUGCUAUACCGUCUCCAAUUAUGACUCCACAAAGAUCUACAUCACCUGAAUCAUCACCUAGUCUUGUUAGCCAUUGGAAACAACCAAUGACUGAAUCAACAACACCGAAUGAUUGGUCAUCAUCAUUGAAGGGUACUCAAGAUCAUAUUGAACGUUCUAGUGAUACCGGUAACAGCGGUAACAAUGAAAACAUAACUAUCAACAAUGUUAUUAACUCUAAUACAGGACAUAGUAAUGGUACUCAAAUGGCAUGGGCUGAUCAGACACAAAAUGAAACACCUAAUUGGGGAAGUAAACCAGAUUUGAAUGAUUCUUCUCAACCUCUGGAAAAUGGAGAUAUUCCAAACAUUUUUGUUGGUAAUUUGGCUCUGCCUGUAACUGAAGAAGAAUUAAAGGAAUAUUUCGAGGCAGUUGAUUGUCAGGUUGAAAAGGUCCGAUUGAUGCAUGAUCGUGUUUCACAAGUUCAACUUAGUCAUGCAUAUGUGGAUUUCCAGGACGAAGCUUCGAUUGAAAAAGCAGUAUCAUUAAACGGAAAGCCAUAUGGUCUAACUAAUAAUCCGUUAAAAAUUAAUCGAUAUCAAUAUCAUGAACGAUCAUUUCGAGGUCGGGGUCGAAAUCGCGGACGCGGACGUUAUAUGAACCACCGAGGACGUGGUGGACAUGGAAAUAAUUCACAUAAUAAUGGAAAUCAAAUUCAGAAUGGAA